GCGCGCGGCCGAGCGCCUCUGGAGGGGCGGGGGCGGUGCCGCGGAAGCGCGAGGGCUUCGGCGGCGGGAGAGGCAACCUCUGGACCGGCAGCGGCCCCCGGUGCGUGUCCCCCGCUAGCAUCCCACCGCCGCCAGCGGCCCCCCCCCGCGCCCCCGGGACGCCCUCAGGCCAGCCUCCCCCCCGCCCACCCCCGGUUUUCCUCCUCUUUGCCCGCUUGCGUGUGAGGUAAACUCGGCGCGUGGUGCCUACGCCGCCGUUGCGUUUCAGGUGAGGGAGGGGGAGAAGGAGAAAGAGCGGGGCGGCGCUCGCUCCCCCUCCCUCCUCAGCGCCUCUCCGGCGGCCGCGGGCGCCAGACCCCGCCGCUCCCUCGCGUCUCUCUCCCGGCGGAGCCGAGCAGAGCACCCCCUCCCCACCAUGGGGUGCACGCUGAGCGCCGAGGACAAGGCGGCGGUGGAGAGGAGCAAGAUGAUCGACAGGAACCUGCGGGAGGACGGCGAAAAAGCGGCCAGGGAGGUGAAGCUGCUCCUCCUGGGAGCUGGUGAAUCAGGGAAAAGCACAAUCGUCAAACAAAUGAAGAUUAUCCAUGAAGCUGGUUAUUCAGAAGAAGAAUGUAAACAGUACAAAGCUGUUGUCUACAGUAACACCAUUCAGUCCAUUAUUGCUAUCAUUAGAGCAAUGGGGAGGUUGAAGAUAGACUUUGGUGAUCCAACCAGGGCUGAUGAUGCUCGCCAACUUUUUGUGUUAGCUGGAGCAGCAGAAGAAGGAUUUAUGACUGCAGAGCUUGCAGGAGUUAUCAAAAGACUGUGGAAAGACAGUGGAGUUCAAGCUUGUUUCAACAGAUCCAGAGAAUACCAGCUUAAUGACUCUGCUGCCUAUUACUUGAAUGACUUGGACAGGAUAGCACAAACCAGCUACAUUCCAACCCAACAGGAUGUUCUCAGGACCAGAGUGAAAACUACAGGAAUAGUGGAAACUCACUUUACUUUCAAAGAUCUUCAUUUUAAAAUGUUUGAUGUUGGAGGCCAAAGAUCUGAGCGGAAGAAAUGGAUUCAUUGUUUUGAGGGUGUAACAGCAAUUAUUUUUUGUGUGGCAUUAAGUGAUUAUGACUUGGUCUUGGCUGAAGAUGAAGAAAUGAAUCGGAUGCAUGAAAGCAUGAAAUUGUUUGACAGUAUCUGCAACAAUAAAUGGUUCACAGACACUUCUAUUAUUCUUUUCCUGAACAAGAAAGAUCUUUUUGAAGAAAAAAUCAAAAGGAGUCCUCUCACUAUUUGCUACCCUGAAUAUGCAGGAUCAAACACUUAUGAAGAAGCAGCUGCUUAUAUUCAAUGUCAGUUUGAAGACCUGAACAAGAGAAAAGACACAAAGGAAAUAUACACUCACUUCACAUGUGCCACAGACACAAAAAAUGUGCAGUUUGUUUUCGAUGCUGUAACUGAUGUCAUUAUUAAAAAUAACCUUAAAGACUGUGGCCUCUUCUGAGAACAGAUGAAAGGUGGUUAAAUGGUAAAUUACAUGCCUGAAAACAGGAUUUAGGCAUUUGGAAUAUGCCCGUGCUGUGUAAAACCUGCAUAGAUAUACUUAACUCUCUUUUAUUUUAUUUCUAGGUUUGGAGAACGACUUCGGACAAUUCUAAUCUGAUUCUUUUCAAGGUGAAAGAAAUACAAAAUACAUUGUGCUGAACGAUAGAUCAGUACUGUACUUGCCUGUUUUAACAGCUUUAUUUAUGUUUGUCUUGUAAAUUUAAGUAAUUAGUUAACACUGAGAUGUCAGUUGAUUGUAUGUAAACUUAUAAUUGUAGUAAUGUAUUUGUAUAAACGUUGAACGGAAUAUUUUAGUAACUUGAUGUCCUCUAAAAUUUCCAUGUUUUAUUAAGAUACUCUUAGAGGAGACGGACACUUUUUGCCCUUGGAUUAUUUAAGCAUCUUGUAAAAUUAAAUUUUCUUUUCAUCUUAAGGGUGCAUGCUGCCUUAUUCUUUACUUUUGUUGGUAAUCCUGUGUAUGGCAUUAGCUUUUUUGAUAUUUCAACAGCCUCGUCUCCUGCUCAGAUUUAAAGAAAUGUAACCAAUAAAACUUGUUUUUGCCUUAA
Messenger RNA from Phalacrocorax carbo (great cormorant), 2087 nucleotides. Lineage: Eukaryota; Metazoa; Chordata; Aves; Suliformes; Phalacrocoracidae. The record is from RefSeq and is a predicted model, not a curated record.